AUGGGCGCCACGCGCGAAUUUCAAACAACCACAACAACAUCAUCAUUCGAGGCCAAGGGUCUCUCAAACUAUGGUACGAACCAAAACACGACAUAUAAUAGACGGAAUAAAAGGGCACGGCUAGAUUUGGUUGGAAAAGCUGUUGAAUUUGUUAAUGUGGGAUCAUCUUUUAAUAACUAUAUAACAUGGUAUUAUAAGAAAAACACUAACAAUAUUAUCAAUCAUUCAGUAUUUCUGGAUUCAAUAAAAUCCGAAUUGUUAGAAUUAUUAAAAUCAUUAUCCCUGCCUAUCAAAUUCAAUCUUAAAUUGGAAGCUGUAUAUAAUAAACCUAAUAUUGAAAAUUCGUCCGUGAAUAGGGCUUUUAAGACCUCGGCGAGAGCGAUUUUUAAUAAUACUAAUGUGGAGGAAAGUGUCGAUGAUAUAUUUAUCACAGUUUUAACUGAGGAGGAAGCUUAUCAAGGGAAAGGCAGCGGGUUCACUCUGGAAUUGAUAGAUGGAUUAUUACUAGGUGUAUAUAAAUAUACUCCAUUAGGUGCGAGCUCUUUUAUUGACUUACCUAAAGAUAUUCAGAAUAAAAAAGCAGUUAUUAAUCCUCAAAAUUCAGAUAAUCAAUGUUUCAAGUGGGCUAUACUAGCUAAGCAUGUUACAGACGAAAAUAAACAACGAGUCGGUCAAAACUAUUUUAAUCACGAACAAAAAUACAUAUUCACUGGAAUAUCAUAUCCCACUCCAAUAAACGAAAUUAAAAUAUUUGAAAAAAAUAAUAAUGUUUCAAUAAACAUAUACGGUCUUAAAAAAUCUAAAAAAGAUCAACAUUUGGUUUUUCCACUACGUGUUGUUGAACAAAAACUAAAUCAUUUCGAUUUAUUGUUAUUAAAAGAUGAAGAUAGGUCGCACUAUACUUAUAUUUCAAACUUUUCCCGGCUUACUCGUGCACAAAAAACUCUGCACAAGGAAAGUGUAAUAUUUUGUAAAAGGUGUUUUUCAUCUUUUGACAGCAGACAAAAAAAUAAAUUCAAUGACCAUAUCCGAAUUUGUGGUGAUCAUAAACCCAUACUUCCAAUUAUGCCAGCAGAGGGGGCUUCACUAGAAUUUGAUGCGUGGAGUAAGACCCAACGUUUGCCAUUUGUAAUAUUUGCAGAUUUUGAAGCCCUCCUUUUAAAAAUUAAUAAAAAAUGUGGUAAGAAUACAACGGCAAUCCAAUCGCAUAAACCAAUGAGCUAUGGCUUUAUGGUUAAAGCUGCAGCAGAUGUUCCACUCGAAUUACUCGAAAAGUUUAAUAUUCCACAGACUCCAAUCAUUUAUUGAGGAUCUGAGAACUCAGAUAACGUUGCAAAACACUUUUUGCAAGCUAUUGUGGAGGUUGCACAAAGUUAUAUAGAUUAUUGAAAACAACCAAUAUACCGAUAAACAUGAGUUAUGAUGAACGUCGAAAACAUAUAUCUACGACCAAGUGUGAUUUAUGUAAAAUCAACUUCACUUUUUCGAAUAACAAAGUUGCACAUCACGAUCAUUUAUCGGGUAAAUUUUUAAAAAAUUUAUGCAACACAUGCAAUUUGAAAUUAAAGACCCAAAUAUUUUUUCCGUGUUUCUUACAUAAUUUAUCAAAAUACGAUGCUCAUUUUAUAGUAACAGAGCUGGGAUAUGACUCGCAUAAAAUAAAUGUCAUUCCUCAUAGUGAAGAAAAUCUCAUUUCUUUCUCGAAAUAUAUUAGCAACGAUUUUACAAUUAG
This is a messenger RNA of Sipha flava (yellow sugarcane aphid), 1732 nucleotides long. RefSeq lists its product as uncharacterized. The coding region runs from base 1 to 1308 and encodes 435 amino acids. The record is from RefSeq and is a predicted model, not a curated record. The transcript is spliced from 2 exons. NCBI's taxonomy places the organism in Eukaryota, Metazoa, Arthropoda, Insecta, Hemiptera, Aphididae.